This is a messenger RNA of Ostreobium quekettii, 1437 nucleotides long. The record is from the annotation of a GenBank genome assembly. Lineage: Eukaryota; Viridiplantae; Chlorophyta; Ulvophyceae; Bryopsidales; Ostreobiaceae.
AUGGCCUUCUCCAGCAUGUCCGGGCGCGAGGCCGACGGCCUGGACGCCUCAGACAUCCUUCAGCAGGACAUCCCCUGGGCGGCCUACAUGACCGCCAAGCUGAUCUCCGACAAGGACCUGCAGCUCAUCACGCGCUACGACAAGCAGACGCCGGACGUUCGGGCUCAUCUGCUGGAAGAGGACGGCCCCGCCUACGUGGAGGCCUUCAUGACGGUGCUCAGGAACACCACAAAGGAGCAGGUCGUUCAGUAUGUGUUGGCGACCUUGGAUGAAAUGGUGAUCGCAUCGCCUGCCAGCGUGGCUCUGUUCCACACGCAGAGCGACGUGCAUCUUUCGCGACCGCCGGAGCCCUACGGAGUCCUGAUGCGGCACCUCAGCAGGGCAGACUGGUUCACACAAGAGAAGGCGUGCCGGCUGCUGUCGGCGGUGCUGGGCGCGCGGCCGGACAAGGCGGCGUCGAUCUUCGCGUCGGAGCACAACCCGCUGACGCCCCCAUCCCAGCCCGAGAUCGGUGCCGGCGUGGUGGCCGAUCAGGCGAUCUUCAAUUUCAUGGAUUGGCUGACCAGCCAGCUGCGGCGGCCCACGAAUUCGAGCAGGUCGGUGGCCGUGGCCACGACGGCGCUGGCGGGGCUGCUUAGGGAGCGCGGCGCGCGCAAGCUUUUUCACAAGUCGGGGGGUGUGCCGCUGCUGGCGCCCCUGCUGCGGGCGGGCACUACUGGCCAGCGCGUGAACGUGCAGCUGCUCUACGAGGCCUGCCUCUGCGUGUGGCUGCUGUCGUACAUGAGGGAGACCGUGAAGGCGAUCAAGGACUGCGGCAUCGCGAGGUACCUGGUGGGCAUCGUGCGGGCGAAUUUCAAGGAGAAGGUGACGCGGGUGGCGCUGAACGGGAUCAAGAAUCUGCUGAGCAGCGAGGAGGUUGAUGUGACGCCCGACGUGGUGGAUGCGGGGCUGCCCAAGCUGGUGACGAUCCGGCUGGUGCAGAAUUGGGAGGACAAGGACAUAGUGGAGACGCUGGAAUGGCUGGAGGAGAAGCUGCGCUCCGGCAUCGCCGUGAUCUCCACCUUUGACAAGUACAAGUCCGAGAUCCUGUCCGGGCGGCUGGAGUGGGGGCCCAUCCACACGGAGGAGGCCUUCUGGCGCCAGAACGUGCACCAUCUGGAGGAGAAGGAGUUUCACAUCCUGAGGGUGCUGCUGCGCCUGCUGGAGGUGAGCAGGGAGGUGAAGACCCUGGCCGUGGGCUGCCACGACCUGGGCCAGUUUGUGAGCCACCACCCGCAUGGCCGGGGCAUCGUGAUCGACCUGCGGGGCAAGGAGAUCGUGAUGGGGCUGAUGCGCCACAGCGACCCGGAGGUUCAGAAGAAUGCGCUGCUGUGCGUGCAGAAGAUCAUGCUCAGCAAAGACAAGCUGGACUUCCUUAGCGGGCCUGUCCGGGCGUAG